AUGGCUCGUCCAAGGAUCUCCAUUCCGAUUAUUUGCUUAUUGCUUUUUAUUGUAGGUUUUGUCUCGCAAUCUUGUGAAGCUAGAAAGGUUCUAAUGCCUUCCAAUGCAAGCAAGGGAAUGUUUCUUAGUGCCCUACCAAAGGGUAAUGUGCCACCUUCGGGUCCAAGCGACAAGGGGCACACUUCUCCGCCAGAGGAUUAUUCCGACAAGCAUACGGUUGCGGAAAACUCACCGGAGAUUUACCGUCGACUAGGAUCGGUCCCUAGCCCCGGCGUUGGUCAUUAG
Molecule: messenger RNA, 285 nt
Organism: Eruca vesicaria subsp. sativa (arugula)
Lineage: Eukaryota; Viridiplantae; Streptophyta; Magnoliopsida; Brassicales; Brassicaceae
Source: the annotation of a GenBank genome assembly